AUGCCGGCAAGAGACGAGCAGGUGCCGGAGCUCUCCUACCUCCCAACCUACACACAGACCAGACCACCGCCUCCAUCUGGGCCACCGCCCGCCUACGCCAAUGUUAUCGGCAAGGUGUAUCCCUACUCGCUUCGACCCGUGCUGCUCGUGACCACCUUCUUCACCAUCCUCUACCUCUUGCUUGUCGCCAUCUCCAACUUCAAGGAUGUGGGCCACUCGGGCAAUAACGGCACCAUGAAUCUUUUCGAUAUCCUCACCGGUGCGCUUCUCAUGGCUGUCGCUCUCGUCGAAGUGCUCGGCUUCGUCGGUGCGCUCAAGACCAAUCUGAGGCUAGCCACGCUCUACUCGAAGCUUACUAUUCCUGGGUUUGCGCUGGUGAUUGCUUGCGAGAUUAUCAACAUUGCGGGCCACUACAUGUUCAAGACGCGCACCAUCAACGACUGCAUCGCUAGGAACACGGGCGUUGUGGCGCCUUCCUCCCCAUUUGGCUGGUAUGGGCAGUCGAGCAGCAAUUUGGUCAUGUCGGAGGUGGACGCCAAGAACUACUGCAACAGCCAGUGGAGGUACGAUUCAACGUGGGAGAUCGUGUGGCUUGUCGUCACCAUUGUGCUCGGCGUGCCGUUUGUCAUGUUCAGCUUUGCCUUUGUGAGGCAGCUGCGCGAUCCCAACUCGGUGCGCGUGCGCGAGUCCAACUUUGACUGGUGGCAGCGUAGGAACAGGCAACUGCCUCCCAGUGCCCGGUAUGGUGGUCGUCAUAGCUCGGCACCGUACGACCCGCAAUCGCAAGCCCAGGCGUAUGCGUAUCCCCCGGCUCCGUAUGGGUCGGGUGCAUAUGCUGCGCCCGCUGGCCCGCCUCCGGCUGGUGCGUUCGGCGCGGAUGGCCACCGCGAUCUUCCAGAUUACGAGCGUGGAGAUGUGCACGGCGACUUCGACGACGACCGCAAGAGUCCUGUGAUCAGCCCGACGUCGUACGGAUACAGCGGUGCCGGACGUCCCAGCACCAGCAGGGACCGCGACGAGAGGCAGAACGAUGCGGCCAAGGACUCGCAGGUGACGAUUCGGCUCGACGAUGAUGCCGCUGAUGCCGCUGAUGCUAAGAGCAAGGCGUUUGGUCGCGACUCGCACGACGACGAUACUCCGAGGAUCUGA
Messenger RNA from Sporisorium graminicola, 1149 nucleotides. RefSeq lists its product as uncharacterized. The coding region runs from base 1 to 1149 and encodes 382 amino acids. The record is from RefSeq and is a predicted model, not a curated record. NCBI's taxonomy places the organism in Eukaryota, Fungi, Basidiomycota, Ustilaginomycetes, Ustilaginales, Ustilaginaceae. The transcript has a single exon.